AUAUGCUGUUGGAUAAAGUAGAUAUGAAUCAUAUGAUUGCAGGCAGAUAGAAUCUAUUGCCUGAUUUCCGUAGAAAAAUUAAGAAGUGAGACGUGAUGUAAUCAGUACAAGGUUCCAUCGAACAGAUUUGUAAUAUAAACUAAUAUUUCUUACACUGGUAAAUGCUCCAUAUUCAAGGUUAUUUAUGGUAUAAUUUGAGCGAGAAUUGUUCACACUCGUUACAUAACCUCAAUUAAACCUGUGUGAAGAUUGUACGGAGCUACGUUGAUCAAAAUGAAUUCCAUUACGGACAGUCCAGGUUCUAAGGCUCUCGAAGCCGCUAAAAAUAUUAAGGAUUUGAUUGUAUUCAAGAAGCCUAUCGGAUCUGUUAAGAGGAGUAAAAGUACUCGACCAAAGAUCUUAGACGAAGAUACAUAUAUUGAAAAAAUGAGCGACAUUAUACAAAAGGAUUUCUUCCCGCACUUGGAAAAGCUACAAGCACAAAAUCAGUAUCUAGAUGCUUUAGAGCAGAACGAUAUGAACAGAAUGAGAGAGCUGUAUGCGAAAUAUAGCUCCGGCCGACCCGUCACUGAGAGGCCAGUCAGUCCAGCGACUUUCGAAACCCCGUUGCGCAGAACUGAUUGCGAGUCAGAACGCCACGAAUCGCCACCCACCUCUCAGGUCGUAUCGUCUGAAAAAAUAUGCGUCGAGUCCAUAAAGAUGAUGGAUAAAACUGAAAAUAAGAUUGGUCUGGAUGAUUAUUUGAGUACUCAUACUAGCGAGGAUAACGCUAGUUUUGAAGAGAUGAUGGUUGAAGCCGAGAAUAACCGUAAGCUCAAGUACGCCUGGCUUUAUGAGGCGGAGGACAAGUCGAAAGCAUGGCUCGCUAUCGACGAACCCAUCACUGACCACGUUUUAGCUAUCGAAGGAUCAAAUACCAGGCCUAAACAAGUAGACAGUUGGACUUACAAGAAUAAGAAUUACAUUAUGUACAUACCCGACGGAGUGGAACUUACGGCAGAGGAGAAAAUAGAAUUGGCUAAGAAGAAGCAAACUAUAAUGCACGAAAACACGAGAUUGCGAACAAACCCGUUUAACGAGCAACAAAAUAAAGAGACCAUUGACGAACUGGCCAAGUCACAGUCCAGAGCGAACGACGGCAAGAUUGGCGUGGAUGGCAAAGAGAUCGUCAGAAACGCAACGCCACGAGUGAAUGGUUUUAGCUUCGUGGUGACGCCAAGUCCGAGACCGGGAGAGUGCGAAAGUCCGUUGAUGACAUGGGGUCAGAUCGAGGGGACGCCCUUUCGAUUGGAUGGUGGUGACACUCCGUUGUUGAAGACGAGUCAGGGACCGUCGUUCAGAAUAGCGGAACCGCCGAAAAGAGAGCAACUGGCGUUGCAGUUGGCUGAGAAGGCUGGCGAGAGACACAGGGACCGAAAAAAUAAAGCCUUAGAAGCAGCCAGAAAAUCAUUAGCCACUCCGUCACCGAGAUCAACUAUAGAUCGUCUAAGCACUAUGUCUCCCGCGGCAAGAAGAUUAGCGACUCAGAAACUUCGGAUAUCGAGCACGCCGUCCCCUCGGCGAACGCCAUUGUCCAGGACUCCGUCCGUAGGCAUCAGAGCACCUAAUACGCCACGUGCAAACGUACUCGCUAAGGAAACCAGUAGCACCUCUCAAAAGUCGGAAAUUAAUGCCACGCGGAUACAAGGACCCGUACUCACCGAUAACUUACUUAAUCUACCUCCGCAGCGGCAACGAGCGUCAGAUUUCUUCAAUAAAUAAAGUUUUUUAUUCAUCAAAAUUGUAUGUAUUGUAAAAAGAUUGCGUGUAGACUUUGAAUGACAUAUACAUCAAUAUGUCAAAAUGUACCAAACUUAUUUGUCUGUAUUAAGGAGAUAAUUCUUUCUCUCUAUCUCUCUCGCGCGCGCGCGUCCGCGCGAAUAUACCUUGUAAAUGAUGUAUAUAAAUAGUUAAUUAUAGUGUUUAUAAUAUAAUGUAAUAAUUUAAUUCGAGUCUUAUUGAAUGUUGCAUGUUAUCUUACAAAUUAUACAGGCAUUUGUUAUGUUUGCAAUUAUUACUAUUUAGAAUUAUUACUUAUUUACUACAUUUCAUGUAAGCAAGGCUUUUCACUUGAUUUUUGUAUAAAUCAUAAAUUUUUAUAUCUCGUAUUUUUCUUUAAAUAUAUUCGUCGAAGGCAAGUGCCGAAAGAGUUUCGUCCUCUUGAAAUCUAACAACAUCAGCUACAACUGUAGAUCAAAUUUCAAAAUAUCUUGUGUCAUGUGCAUGGGAAAUAAAAUAUUUUAUGAUACUGUA
Wasmannia auropunctata (little fire ant) is the source of this 2292-nucleotide messenger RNA. RefSeq names its product protein DGCR14 homolog. The transcript is spliced from 3 exons. The record is from RefSeq and is a predicted model, not a curated record. NCBI's taxonomy places the organism in Eukaryota, Metazoa, Arthropoda, Insecta, Hymenoptera, Formicidae. Gene Ontology annotation, cellular component: catalytic step 2 spliceosome. Bases 274 to 1761 code for a protein of 495 amino acids.